Messenger RNA from Pomacea canaliculata, 5391 nucleotides. Its product is annotated as cytochrome P450 1A1-like. Bases 555 to 2153 code for a protein of 532 amino acids. Gene Ontology annotation, molecular function: heme binding; monooxygenase activity; iron ion binding. The record is from RefSeq and is a predicted model, not a curated record. The transcript has 6 exons. NCBI's taxonomy places the organism in Eukaryota, Metazoa, Mollusca, Gastropoda, Architaenioglossa, Ampullariidae.
UCCUCUUUUUCAAGAGAAAAGCGAUCGACAAUUUCCAAUUCCUAAUCAAAAGAACCAUUUCUGUUGUCAUGGCAUCGUGAAAGCUUCCAAAGAAAAAAAAAAAAGACUGGUUCACCGACACUAGACAUUCUAGCGCAAAAGCAGCUGUCAUCCGUUGUGCCGAUCGAUUCGUUUUCACACAAACAAUUUCGUUCAUUAUUACCGCCAUCACGGCGAGAGGACAACCGCUGUCUAACUUCCGGCGGCCUUGACCGCCAUCCUGCCAGUUGUGCCCCCUUUGCCUCUUGCACCCGAAAAGAGUCCGGGUGAACAAGGGUACUCGCAGUGCCCGAGGAACCCACCGCACGCCUGCCCGACUCUCGCACCACCGCUAGCAGGCUGGGAAGCGUUGUCAUGACAACCGUGGCGUGCGAUCGACAGAGUUCUUCUGGCUCCACGCAGUGUGGUUGGCAGACUGGCUGACACCGCGAGUACAGUGACACCAGCGCCAGGUGAAACUUGAACUGCGGUUGAAAUCUGAUGACUGGUCGGUCCGCAGCGGUCGCCGAGCAGUCAUGGGGGACGGCCCUGGACACACGGAAGCCACACCCUCACUUUCUGACGACGAGAACCACGUGCACCCGUUUGUCUCCACCCUGCCCCUGCCGUACCGCGCCGAGUGGCUUCACGACCUUCCCAGAAUCCUCUUCUCCCUCCUCACCAACAACUACUACUGCUCACUGGUCGCCGUGGCCGUGCUCCUCUUCCUGCUCCAGCGGUGGCGGAACAGGAAUUUGCCUCCAGGACCUUGGGGGAUACCAUUCUACGGGAACCUGAACUACCUGCUGCACCUGCCGCACCUGCAGUUGUCGCACCUGCGCGAGGUAUACGGAGACGUGUACAGCUUCAAGGCCGGGUGUCGGAGAAUCGUAGUCCUGUGUUCCUUUGAAGCCAUCAUGGAGGGUCUGGUGUACAAGAAGGAUGCUCUUAGUUGCAGACCCGAGCUGGACAGUUACAACUCUCUGUACCAGGGCGGAAGACAAUGCGGGUUGUGCACCUCGGACGUCACCGAGCAGUAUCUGCUGCGCAAGCACUUCGCCAACUCCGCCAUCGACGCCUACUGCUCCGCCGCAGCUCGCAUAGAGGACAAGCUGUCGUCGGAGAUCGUCGACAUCAUCAACUACUUCAGCGAGCUGCAGCGCCCCUUCGACCCCGCCCCUGUCCUGGAGAUGGCCUGCCUCAAUGUCUCCCUCAGCCUGACCUUCAGCCAGAGAUUCGACCCUGCGGGGCGCGUGGCCAAGGAGAUGUGGAGAACAUUUGAACACAGGUCCAGUGUCUAUUCCUUCAACGCCGUCGAUUUCUUGCCGUUGCUAAAUGUUUUUACCACUGACGACCACCCGGAAUACAUCCGGGCCCGAUCGGGUGACCAGGUGGAGUUACAUCGCCGGUUCCUCAACUUCCACAAGGACACGUACGACCCCAGCCGACCACGUGACUUCACGGACCAGCUCUUGUUCUUCCUGGAGAGCGGCGAGGAGCGGGGUCUGUUCCAGCCGGAGGACAUCGACAACAUCCUCCUUGACAUGGUGGGCAACGGCUUUCAGGCAGUGGCCGUGACCUUGGCCUGGUUGCUAGGCUACAUGGCCUUGAACCAGGACAUACAGAGCGAGGUCCACGAGGAAAUAGACGAGGUUGUUGGCCGGGAUCGCCUCCCUUGUUUAGAUGACCAGCCUUACCUCCCAUUGACGGCAGCUGUGAUUUACGAAGUGCAGCGGUUGUCUUCCAUAAAGCCUUUCUUGAUUCCUCAUGCGGCACGUGCGACCACGUUCAUACAGGGUUUCGAAGUUCCAGCAGGUUCUAUCGUACUGUUUAACGUCUGGUCCUUGCAUCACGACGCGCGGUACUGGACCAACCCCGGCAAGUUUGACCCCAAAAGGUUCCUGACAGAGGACAAUGUGUUGGAUAUCCCGGACCACUUCUUGCCAUACGGCGCUGGCAGCCGACAGUGUCCUGGAGAGAGCUUGGCGGACGUGGAGCUCUUCCUCUUCUUUGCCAACGUGAUGCAUCAGCUGAGGGUGACUCCGGCCCACCCCGCCUUCAGACUGGACUCCUCUACCUACGACCACGUGCUUCGACCCAAACCUUUUGAAAUAUGUGUGAAGGAGAGGGACUGAGUCUCACACCACUUUCCAGCGCGAUGCUGCGUGUUUGUGUGAAAAAGAGAGUAUAUGUGUGUGUUUUUUAUAUACAGUAUCUGUAUUUGCAUGUAUGUGUAUAUGUAAAUUGUGUGAAUGUAUAUAUGCGUUAAUGUAGAUAUGAAUUUAUGUGUGUGUGCGCGCAUAUGUUUGCCAGUUAUAUCUGCAUUUCAAAGAAUAUAUAUCUAUAUAACCGCUGUCUUCAAAUGUUUACUUGGAACAUGUUAUGGAAACUUGUUGUGAAACAGAUAUAUUGCGAUAUAAAACAAGAAGACAUGAUGUGAAGAUCUGAAGCGUUCCCUCUCCUCCUCCACCCCUCACCCUCUGUACUUUUCUGUCCGUCCUUGACGUAAGCCACGCCACUGGUCAGGUCGAUGCCAAUGACGUCACUGUCGCGCCACCAGGCGCCGCUGUCGCUCUGGAGAUCCUCAACGCGCAGGCGCAAUGAUGGCUUCCGCUACGAGCUGAUCCCUGCCAGAGCCAGGCGAGCGGCACUAAAGAGCAUCAGCAUCCACCACCGAGCAACCGAAACAAAUCGCCUCGAAUUUUUUUUUCGCAGGUAUUAUCCCUUCUCCCACUCCCACAACGUCGGAAAGUCUGCAGCCGCCACUCGCCCCCUCUCCCUCUCACCUACCCGCCAGUCCCCUCCCCACCGCCAUCCUUCCUUGUCUAAGUUACAGUAAUGCGAGGACAAUCUUGCCUGCGAUACGAUCGCCGAGGUAAAAAGGCUAGAAAGUAUUGGUUACAUAUUUUAUGUAUGUCUGUAAUUAGAUUAUAAAACAAAACCUACAAUAUCUUGUUUAUAUAUAUAACCCAGACUAAAUGAUGUGGGCUUCUUCUGUGUGCUGUUUAGUUACGGUUUUGGACAAGUUUGGUUAAUAGACCCUGGCCUUGUUCUUUCUGCUUUUAAAGAGGUCUCAUGGUUGUUAUCAAGAUUGGCAAUCAAGAAAUUAUGUCAAAAUCCUCUUUGAAGUCUAUCGAUCUUUAACGUCUUCUUCAGUCAGUGUAUAAAUAUGUAGCUUACCAAAUGCUGGUGUUCGGAGCGCCCUGACUACAUUUCAGUUAGGCGUCUCACCCAUAACAUCACACACCCUAAGGCAUGUAGUGAACCCCGGUUCACUACAUUCACUACACUACUACGGCAUUAUGAAUCGUAAGUGCCCAGUCUGUAGUGAUACUGAGCAGUCAGAAUUGCAUUUUAUUUUCAUUUGUCCGGCAUACGCUAGUAUUACCAAAAGGCAAAAAAAAAAAAAAAAAAAAAAAAAAAAACCCCGUUAAGUUCUGUAGAUGGCCAUCAAGUUUUAAGUUAGCUAUGUUAUAAAGCACUACAAACGCUAAAAUCAUCUCCAAUUUAUCAAUAUUUCAACUUCGUGUGGAUGUUUCUGGAAUGUCUAUCGAAUUAGAAGAGAGAAUCGUGAGUGUAAUUAAUAAUUAAUAAGAGUUUGCAAAUUGGCUGUGUGUGAUUUGAGAGCUUAUCUCUUUAAAUACAGGGUUAGUCAAAAUUAUGUUAACACUUAAAUGGUAGAAACCAUUUCUUCACACAUGUGCAAGAUGAUUUACAGGAGUCUCAACCUGUUCACCAUACAAAAACCUGAGAACGGUACCAUUUAAAGUCCGGACACAUUUCACGGGUGAAUGCAUGAUACUAGUCCUUAUUAGUAUUAACAUAAUUGUUAAUAACCCUAUACUUGUAAAACCACCAACCACCCGAAAUGGGCUGAUGGCCUAAUCAAUAAAGUUCGUUCCUUUGUUCAUUCUUCUCCACCCCGAUCCGCUACCCGGCUGUUCUUAAGUUCAUGCGAACACACGGUGAAUCAACCCAUCGUUACAGCCCAUCAGCACGCCUGCAAUGGACGUGUAACAGCAAGAGGAGUAGAUGAUUAUGAUCAUCGCUCGCUCUAUGCAUCGACCUCCCAACAAAUGAUUCCGGCUCCAUCAGCUGCGGAGUCUGGCACCAGCAGCCCCUGCGAUGUGGCCGAUCGAUUGGUGGACAUACGACAGCGCGGCGACGGUGAGAAUUACAGGUCCCGGACAGAGGUGAAGGUGUGCUGCUCCCAGCAGGCUCUCGUGUUACAGGGAAAGGUCGGUCCCUCUCCUUUCUUUGGCCUCAUUAGAGGGGGAUCUAAAAUGUCAAGCAAAAAAGAAAACAAAAAAACUAAAAAUUGUUUACAUUGCAAUUAUCUAUGUGUUACUAAACUGAGGUCACCUACUACUGAUCAUGGUGGGCAGACAAGUGAACACUGCAGCCAUGGGGACUAACCGUCUUAUUCCAGCCGUCGGCCACGCACACAGCUUAAAGGUUAUCCAGAGUCCAACACGAAACUGAGCUCGCCCUCCUCGGGCUUUUCUAGACCUAACUUCCGAUGGAAACUUCGCCAAAGUCUCGACAGCUGCUGCACCGGGGAGUUGGACUCUUGCUGAAUAUCAGAGAUUUUUCUGAACACAGACACAACUGCAAAGCUCCCACGUGACAUGGAGGCGCUCCUGUUUUUCUAUACAUAGUUUGUGUCCUGCUAGUCUGUUAUCAUACAUUCCAAGCUUUCUUUGUAAUCAUAAGGAUAAACUUGUUCUUUCAAAAUGCAGACCAGUCUGAUAGCCAAUUUCGACUCACAAAAAUCUUCCACUGAAAUUAGAUGAAAAAAUCAACAUGUCAUUCAUUUGAUUUAUUUACCUUGCAAUCAAUUCCUGUGCAGGUAUCAGCAAGUGUACUUAUUCACCGUUUCAUAACAAAGAUACACACAAGAAAGAAACUAAUAAGACUUAUGAAGAUCACUUUAGAUCGCCAAGCAACAAGUCUCUUCAACAACUCCCUUACUCUAAAAUAACAGUAUGUGAUAGAAUAACGCAAAAGAUAUUUGUAAACAGCCAUUUGUUCACUUUCAAAUUUCUCACCACAGAUGCUAAAACCGACAAUCUUCAAAAACUGUACUACACAAAACGUCAUUAAAAAAAGUUUAGAGAAAUAUCUCUCCAUAUUAAAUGGAAUGAACAGUUCUGUACACAUUUAACAUCAUAUAAAAUUUGUUGCAAAAUUGUAAUACCCAAGUCACCAAAUCACAGAUCUGCCAGGCUGGUGAUCAAAUAUUACUGGCAUCAAAAACUGGUUUCAAAGUUUGAUUUGUGUAGAUGCGAGUAAAGAAAAAAAAAAUCACGCACACUGUGAUAGUGACAAAAUAUGAUACUAAAAAUUUUCAUUUGUCAACUUAAAUAAUAAAAA